Balearica regulorum gibbericeps (East African grey crowned-crane) is the source of this 1436-nucleotide messenger RNA. The record is from RefSeq and is a predicted model, not a curated record. NCBI's taxonomy places the organism in Eukaryota, Metazoa, Chordata, Aves, Gruiformes, Gruidae.
GCCUCCUGUCCGCUGCCACCCUGGCGCUGCGCUGCAUGGAUGGCGUCAUCCUCUCGCCCAACGAGGAUGAGUUCGUGGGCAGGAUCGUGGAGGAGCUGGAGCGCUUCAUGCUGCAGGGGCAGCACCACAGCGUGCUCCUGUUCCCCCCUCUGUCCAGUCGCCUCAGGUACCUGAUCCACCGGACCGUGGACAACGUGGAUUUGUUGAGCAGCUUUUCUGUGGGAGAAGGAUGGAGGAGGAGGACGGUCAUCUGUCACUCGGCCGUGAGGUAUGACAAUAAAAACCCAAUUGAAGCGGAAGAGCAAGAUCAGAGCUGCGACAACUCUAUUAUACCAGAAGGUAGCAAAGUCCUGUGCCAGCCGCAAGCUGAAGACCAAAGCAGCCGGGAUGAUGGUGUAAUGGAGUGUGGCAAAAACUCCUCCCUGUCAGAAAGUCGCAGCGGUAACUGCUGUACAGACCCGGCUGUAGCAGAGCUCAGCACAACGUUGCCGGUGCUGGAAAACCAAGAUAAGAGCUGCGGGGCUGCCACGAGCCUGGAGAGCGGCAGGAACGUGUCACCGCCUGAAGAACAGGGCGAGGACUUUGUGAAUGCCGGCACGGUGGAGGGAGGUGAGAGUUUCUCCAAACUGGAAAGCCAAGAUCAAGAGUGUCCUGAUGUUGCCCAGGUGGAGCGUAACCAGAACCCCCCAGAAGCCCAAAAUGAGCCUUCUCAUGCCCACGGUGCCAACCCAUCGGCUCCUGAGGACCAGAACGAGCGCCAGGCAGAUGGUCCCGGGCAGAACCGCGGUGGGAAGGAGCCUGCGGCAGAAGAGGACGAGGAGCAUUCGGGCUUGGCCGGCGCGCUCUGGUGUGAGCUGCAUUUGUCUGCAGGUGAUAAAGAGGAGAGUGUGGCCGCCCACCGGCAGAGCAGCCUCGAGAGCGACUGUACUGCAGAGCUCUUUGCAGAGAUUGUGGGUUAUUUAACCGUGAAGGACAUAAGCAUCGAGAAGAUCAACUUCGAUUUUUCCAGCUACGGAGAUGCACAGCUCAGCGAGGGGGACUUUGGCCACGUAACUGAAAUCUAUGACUUCUCCCCGUCGCUGAAAACGGAGCACCUGCUGGAAGUGUUCUCGGAUUUCCAUGAGAGCGGUUUCAAAAUCCAAUGGGUCGAUGAUACGCACGCCCUGGGAAUCUUCUCCAGCCUGUCCACAGCAUCUCAAGCCCUGGGGCGACGUUAUCCUUCUUUAAAGAUCCGACCGUUGAUCCAUGCAACAAAGCAGUCAAAGAUCAAGGCGCUUCAGCGACCAAAGCUCCUUCACCUCGCAAAAGAAAGACCCCAGACUGACACUGCAGUGGCGAAGAGGCUGGUGACCCGGGCGUUGGGCUUGAAGCACAAGCAGCAGGGCCUCUCAGGCACCGAAAUGCUCCCACCAGAAAGCUUGGACCAGGAGGAAUAA